AUGCUGCUCUUACUAGACAAAUUUCUGAAACAUUUUCCAUUCGUGAGACGUGCAUUAGCUGAAAUAGAGAAUGGUUUGAAUUACUUCAGAAGAUCAGUGGCAUCGGAUGCGGGUGAGCCGAAGGCGCCUUUGGCGAGGACUGAACCAGUUGUUGUUGUUGCGGCUGCUGAAGACGAGGUACCAGCGUCCCCUCCUCCGCCGAUGGGAUUAAAAGAACGCCGAGGCUCCCGUGGGUCACCGUGCGCUAACCUACCCCCACUAAUGCUACCACCGUCCACUCCAGAGGCAUCACCAAGUCGUUUAUCUCCGAACCGACUUUCACCUCAACCAAGAGAGCCACAGUCAGCACCCAUAAUAAGAGGUAACCCACCUCGUCGUUCUAGAACUCGUUCGGAAAUGCCACCUGAUCCUCCGCCGCGUUCACCACAAACACCCAGACCAGCUUCUGUUUCUCCUAAACAUACAUUUGCUUUUAAGAUCGUAUUAAAAAAAGUGGAGAGUACACCGAAUACCUCCUUCGACCGGCCUGACCAAUGA
Galleria mellonella (greater wax moth) is the source of this 537-nucleotide messenger RNA. RefSeq lists its product as uncharacterized. Lineage: Eukaryota; Metazoa; Arthropoda; Insecta; Lepidoptera; Pyralidae. Bases 1 to 537 code for a protein of 178 amino acids. The transcript is spliced from 2 exons. The record is from RefSeq and is a predicted model, not a curated record.